Molecule: messenger RNA, 3807 nt
Organism: Corythoichthys intestinalis (scribbled pipefish)
Lineage: Eukaryota; Metazoa; Chordata; Actinopteri; Syngnathiformes; Syngnathidae
Product: gastrula zinc finger protein XlCGF57.1-like
Exons: 2
Coding region: 565-2424 (619 amino acids)
Biological process (GO): regulation of gene expression
Cellular component (GO): nucleus
Source: RefSeq, a predicted model, not a curated record
AUGCCAAACCUCUCUGUUUAAAUAAAUUGGACAUCUGUCGUUUUGAAUCAUAAAGAUAAUUCUUGAUUGAUCCUCCAGAAGGGAAAUUUGGGUAUGGCGGAAAACACUCGGGUGGUUUGAAGUUCUGCUCUUCCGACCCUAAAUUGGCUAGAUUGACCAUAUUUUGAUUUCCAAAAAGAGGACACUCGGCCCAGCCUCGAGAUUUUGAUUAAAGCUGUAGUUGGAACUAAUUUCUUCACAUGCCAAAUAGGGUCACAAGUAAAGUAAUUAAACAUUGUCCAACAAAUAAAGCAUGAAAAAAUAAUUUAUAUGUUGUAUAUUUGACAAAAUAGUCGCGUUUCCGAAGUUCGAGCCUGAAAGGGGACGAACCCGGAAGUAAUACGUCACACCGGGAACGCGAUGGCACCUCCAUACAUACGGCCGCCAUACAAAGCCCUUCAAACAAUGAUCCAAACAGCUAUAUAAGCGAUAGAUCAAGCGCAAGGGAGGAGAUCCAAGUUUUUGAAGAGUUGGAGGAAGAAGAGGAGAUUGGAAUUUUAUGUUAUUAGCCAGACGCCAGUCAGGAUGCCAACAAUGUGCCUAGACUUCCUGACAUGGAAUGGAUACAAGACCCAUCGAGAUUACAUUGGUUUCAGUAAAUAUCUUGGUCCUGCCGCUCAACAGCUAAAGAGAGAAGUACAACUUCCAAUCAAAAAGGAAGAGGUAGAGCUGCCAUACGUCAAAGACGAGGACGAUAUCACUAUGUCAACUGGUGAGCCCUUGAAUAGCGAGGAUGGUUCGAGUGAGGCCAGCAGAGGGACGGAGCCUACAAGCAGCAGCUCAACAGAAGGAUCGCAAGCAAACAUUUUCAUCGCACCAUCAGAUGGAAAUGGCCCCACGUCACACUCACCUUACAAAGAUGAUGGUUAUAAGAAACCUCCCCAUGGGAAAACCUUUGCUAAUAACUAUACUUGUUGUAUGCAUAUGAGGAGCCACACUGGUGAAAAUCCUCUUGUCUGCUCAGUUUGUGUUCCAAAAUUCACUCAGAAGAGCAGCUUGGACAGACACACAAGAACCCACACUGGCGAAAAACCUUUUUCCUGCUCAAUUUGUGGUCGAGGUUUCGCUAAAAAGCAUAACUUACAAAUACACAUCAGAACGCACAUGGGUGAAAAACAUUUUUCCUGCUCAGUUUGUUGCCAGAAAUUCAGCCACAAGAACACCUUAAAAACACACUCAAGAACCCAUACCGGAGAAAAACCUUUUUCCUGCUCAGUUUGUGGUCAAAGAUUCGCUCAUAAGCGCCACAUAGAAGUACACACAAGAACCCACGCUGGUAAAAAACCUUUAUCCUGCUCAGAUUGUGGUCAAGAAUUCAGUUAUAAGAGUGCCUUAAACAGACACAUAAGAAUCCACACUGGUGAAAAACCUUUUUCCUGCUCAGCUUGUGGUCAACGAUUCACUCGAAUUUACCACCUAAAAGUACACACAAGAACCCACACUGGUGAAAAGCCUUUUUCCUGCUCCGUUUGUGGUCAACGAUUCACUCGAAUUUGCUACCUAAAAGUACACACAAGAAUCCACACUGGUGAAAAACCGUUUUCCUGCUCCGUUUGUGGUCAACGAUUCACUCGAAUUUGCCACCUAAAAGUACACACAAGAAUCCACACUGGUGAAAAACCCUUUUUCUGCUCCGUUUGUGGUCAAAGAUUCAGUCACAAGAGCAACUUAAAAAUACACGCAAGAACCCACACUGGUGAAAAAUCUUUUUCUUGCUCAGUUUGUGGUCGAGGAUUCACUCAAAUUUACGACUUAAAAGUACACACAAGAACCCACACUGGUGAAAAACCUUUUUCCUGCUCAGUUUGUGGUCAACGUUUCACUCGCAUUUACCACCUAAAAGUGCACACAAGAACCCACACUGGUGAAAAACCUUUUUCCUGCUCAGUUUGUGGUCAAAGAUUCAGUCACAAGAGCGCCUUAAACACACACACAAGAACCCACGCUGGUGAAAAACCUUUUUCCUGCUCAGAUUGUGGUCAAGAAUUCAGUUAUAAGAGUGCCUUAAAAAGACACACAACAAUCCACCCUGGUGAAAAACCGUUUUCCUGCUCAGUUUGUGGAAAAAGAUUCACUCAGAAGAGUUCCUUAAAAGUACAUGUAAGAAACCACACUGGCGAAAACCCCUUUUCCUGCUUAGUUUGUGGUCAAGGAUUCACUAAAAUUCAAUACUUAAAAGUACACUCAAGAACCCACACUGGUGAAAAACCUUUCUCCUGCUCAGUUUGCGGUCAAAAAUUCACUCAGAAGAGCAACUUAAAUCGACACACGAGAACCCACACUGGCGAAAAACCUUUUUCCUGUUCAGUUUGUGGUAAAAAAUUCGCUCACAAGUAUCGGAUUAAGAGACACGUGUGUAUUGGUGUGAGAAGCAGUGGCCAAUGACUGUUUUGCCUGUAAUCCAUGCUGCUUUCAUCAGAUUGUGCACAUAGGUUAAUUGUAGUCUGUAGUUUCCUCAAAUCCUGUUGAGGCGGUAUUGGUGCCUUACAUGUGCUUUGUCCAAUCCUUGUAUGAUGUGGAUCCACACUAUUGCCAAAAGUAUUGGCUCAUCUGAUUUAACUCUCAAGUUGAGUGGCAUUAUUCAUACAAUACUCUCACUCUUUCAAACUACAUUUUUUACAGGUAAUAUCUGAAAUGGUGGACCCCAAAUUACAAAAAUUCUAAAUCAUUCAUCAAUAAUAUCAUUACAUAAAUAUGGAAAAUUAUGAUUGGCUCACAAAUAUUAGUUUUUUGGGGGAGGGAUGAUUACAUAUAAUUUAAAAAGUUACUAUUACUACUCUUGAUUGGCAGUGACAUAUUAAGACAGAGUAUUGGGGCCAAAUAAAGGGAGGGGAAAAAAAUGACUACGAGAUUAAAGUUGUACUCUAACGACAAGAAAAAAUGUCGUAUUAUUAUGUAGGGGUAAUGUAGCUGAAUAAAGGGCUACGCACUUUAUGUACACGUAGCUUAGCUGGGAGCUCCGACAAAGCAUCAGUAAAAUCUUUCCAUUGAUUAUAAAUUUAUGCAGAUGAGCGAAAAGAUAACGGAUUUCCUUAUUUUGAAACUGAUUCUAAAACAGCCUCACGAGAUGAUUUAUCAUUGUUGACUUAAGUGGAGCGCUACAGAAAGUACGUGGCUGCUUAUUCAGCUACAUUACCCCUAUGUAACAGUACAACAUUUUUUCCUCGUAGUAACACUAUAAUCUCAUAGUCCUCAUGUCUUUAUUUUGCCCUUAUACUUUGUCAUACAAAUCGGACAUUGAUAAUUAAAAUUGUUUGAGCUUUUAAUCAUUCCGACCCCCGUCGAAAAUCUCUCGACUCUGCUUCGAAUUUUAAAGUGCUUGUACUCCAUUGUGCUUGUUAAUUAAGCAUGGCAGUGACAUGUGCAUUUAGGUUGUUUUUUUUUAAAAACCUUUAGCACCUAAGCCUAUUUUUUUCCAAAUCUGCAUACCAUUGAUGUUGCCUUUAUAUUUCAAAGAAAAAAAAAUCAAAAUUGCCAGAUUGGGCCCCUUUUUAGGACACCAUAACCUUCAUGUCCAAACUAUUGUUUUCAUCAACCAAUUAUAAUCAACAUUUUGGACCCAAAAAGACAAAUCAAAACAUUUUUGUCAAAAUUUGUAAUUUUGAUGUCCCAUUGACAGCCAAACAUGCUUGACGAAACGUUUUUAAGCGUGAUAUUUAUUCAACUUGUUAGGAUAAAACAUUCAACAGAAAAAAAUGAAGUUGAGUAGUUUUAUAUUUGAAAAUUCAACGAAAAAAGCAAGUAUGGUCAAAUGCAAGAGUGCAAAAU